AUGAGAGAUGCUGAUUGUGGCUGUCCAGCAUUCGUGCUGGUGGCUUUCGUGGUGGUGCUGGGGUGCUGGGGUGCUGGCGCCGGCGCUGGUGCUGGUGCUGGCUGUGGUGGCUGUUGUGGUGGUGGUGGUGUUGGCUUUGGUGGUGAUGGUGGUGGCGGUGGCAGCGGCGGCGGUGGCGGUGGAUGCUGCUUGUUGCCACAUGUUGCCGCUGUAGGCGAAGGUAGGCGAUGCCAGCCUGACAAGGUCAGAGAACCCCCCUGUAGCCGAAAAACAAGUCAUUACUUUGAGACUGAUGGAUGCUACAGAAAAAAGCCCCCCAGCAGAGCUACCGAUAGAAAUCCGCAAGCACUGCUAUUCUUCAAGUUUUCCAAGGAGCGGCCUGAGCAUCAGAGCCCGCCGAAGUGGCACAGAAGCCUCGGCAGAAGGGCAACAACUACCCAGAUACUAUCCAGAGAGCUUUCGGGGGCGAAGGCGCUGGUGGCGCUAUCGUCUGUGACGCUGCAGAAGCCAACAUCUCAGCCGAGCCAAGAAGAACCUCCGAGCUCUGCGCCGGCACGGGUCGUAUCCAUGGAGCGCUUGGCAGCCCUGGCAGUUCCAAAGCGGCGAAGAAGCAAAAGCGACGAGGAAGCAGCUCAGUGCACGCCAGAGGGGGCCGUGAGAAAGCCCGGCGACCGACCGGUGCGCAGAGCGAAAGAGGCCUCCGGCAAGGAGGCGAGAGCCGAGCUACCUCCAACUUCUGCAAAGCCGACGCCCACACCUGCGAGGAAUCGGGCGCCGGCCAGACACGGAAAUGGCGCUAGCAUCGAGCCUACCACGGACAAAGGCAAGGGCCCAUACCCCAGCCAGCGCGCUGGGAGCGAGCGCAGCCAGAAAUCCCCCACCCCCAAACCCAAAGCCACCCAGCCCCAGAACCAGAAGGAGCCAAACUCCUCGACUUCGGUCGCAUCUCCUCCGCAGCCCAAUUCUUCUGUCCCCGAAGAUGGCCCGCAGAGCCACAGUCCCUUGCAGCCGCAUGGUCUGGGAGGGGUCGAGACUUCGACUUCAAACACGAGCUUUGUGGCCGCCAACCAGCCCUUGGCGACUGAGCCCAAGGCGGAAGAGACUGGGGCAGAAGUCUCCGCUGAGGCGGAG
Molecule: messenger RNA, 1131 nt
Organism: Symbiodinium necroappetens
Lineage: Eukaryota; Dinophyceae; Suessiales; Symbiodiniaceae
Source: the annotation of a GenBank genome assembly